Molecule: messenger RNA, 2595 nt
Organism: Fusarium sp. VM40
Lineage: Eukaryota; Fungi; Ascomycota; Sordariomycetes; Hypocreales; Nectriaceae
Source: the annotation of a GenBank genome assembly
AUGGGCUACUCACCUCUUUGGCUAUCGAGGUUUACAUCUCGACUUGCCAACCGCAGAUUUAUUUACACAUUUACCGUGUUAGCCAUCUUCACAGCCAAGUUGGCGCACAUCCACAGCCACCGAAAUGCCGUCGCUCCUUCUCGACUCUUCACCUUUUUCGGCACAUUUUUCAUCCAGGAUAUUCUCGUACUUUUAUUAAUCAGACUCCUCCUCGAUCCGUGGUUCUUCACAGCAAACUUGGUCCAGCUUGCCACGACUGCGCUGGCUAGUCUUUUAAUAGUGUACAAUGUCGCCCUUUCUGUGAUCUCAGUCACCUUCUACCUUGUUGCUGGAUCCGAAAUCCACUGGACAAAUAUCGGCCUUGUUUCUGAUCCUACAUCAAGAGCCAUCUUCCUCUCGGGCCUCGUCACGUUGAUCUUGGUGGUAUCAGUGUUGGUCUCGAUCAGCUGGCUAUUGCAGAAUGCCUGCUACGAGGUUUUGGGCUGGGGCGCCCAGAUUGUUGCCUUCCCUUUUAAUUUUGCGUCAAGGGCAAUUGGCCGCUUCUUGAGGAAGCGAAACUUCUACGGCCUUCUUCCUACCCGCGAAAGUGUCGAUAUUCCCGACAACCAAUACUCCGACGAGGACGAUAGCUCCAGCAACGAAGACUCUACCGAAUUCACCAAAUCGCAAACCAUCUACUCUCGACUCUCGCAGCGAAUGCGCAACACACUGGGACUUCGAGUGCAACCAUCAACCAUCAGGCGAUGUCUCCGCGGUAUUCCCUACCUAUCCUGGUGUCUCCUUGGCAUUGCUUUGUUGGUCUUGUCACUGCAAAGACCAAACGAUAGGUCAUUGAUCUUCCUUUCGUGGACAACUGGUCUCCUCCCUUUCGUCGAUAUGUCUUCAACCUCGCCACUCCUCGACCAGCUCCCUUCUCACUUCACCAAAGUCGGUAUCCAACACGAAUGGGACGAAAAGUCAGCCGUGGCCGAACCACCAAAGUUCAACUGGCUUCCCAAGGGCAAGCCUCUGUCUGGAUUUGAGGAUUGGUACAACCCUGACGAGAUGCACUACAAUGCUGCCUCAGAUCCCAUGAAGAUCUCUAACCUCGACCGCCCACUAUUAAAAGAGCUGCGAGACAAGCUAAAGGACGUUCCCGUGAAGCAUGUUAUGUUGUUCCUACUCGAAAGUACUAGGGACGACGUCUUCCCUGUUAAGAAGGAUGGCGCCAUUUGGAACAAGCUCCAGGAAUCAUUCUCUGACCACAAGAUUCCUCGACAGGCGGUUGAAAAGCUGUCUACAUCAACACCCACCGCCAACUAUGUCACAGGCGACUACAACGAUGGAUUCGAACACAAGGAAAAGCCCAAGCGCGGAGGAGCCCGAUUCACAAACGCCUACACAUCCGCCACUUACACCCUCAAGAGCUUGGUCGGUACAAUCUGCGGAAUAAACCCCUUGAUCGCCGACUUCAACCUCGAUUACAAACGCCACAUCUACCAACCCUGUCUCCCUCAAAUCUUUGAGGCCAUGAACAAAGCAGAUUCAUUGGCUUCAAAGUGGAAGUCCUACUUCUACCAAACUGCCACCAUCCACUAUGACAACCACGACAAGCUCAUGGCCACUAUGGGCUUCCCCGAGAAUAACACCGUGGACCGAGAUUAUCUCCGCAGCGAGAACGCAACUCACGGCGCUGUGACGCACGAAGAUAUCAACUACUUUGGUUUCCAGGAGGAUCCUCUUGAGGAGUACAUCCGCGAUGCGUUUGUUGAUGCUGAGAAGAACGACGGCCGGGUGUUCCUCACACAUAUCACAAGCACGAGCCAUCACAACUAUGGACUGCCUGCUGGCGAGAAAAAGGUUGAGCUGGGCUCAGGUAAAGAAGUCAAGGAGCUAUCUGAUUACGUCAACGCUGAGAGCUACGAUGAUAAAUGGAUCCGCAAGGUGUUGAACCUUCUGGACGAGCAGGGAGUGGCUAACGAGACCCUGAUUGUUUUCCUUGGAGAUCACGGUGUAUCGCUGGUUGAGAAUGGCAAGGCUUCGCCCUAUUACAACCCCAGCGUUGGAGCCGACCACGUGCCGCUCGUCUUCUCACAUCCGCUACUCCCCGCUUUCGAUGUUCACGACGCUGUCCAUUCUACUCAGGUUCUGCCUACUAUCCUUGAUCUGCUGUUGGAGACUGGAUCCUUGGAAGGAGUCAGUCAGCAGGCUGCGACAGAUCUCAUGCACAACUACGAGGGACAGUCUCUCUUGAGACCCCUCGAAGUGAACAACAACAAAACUGGUCAGGGACUGUGGCAGUUUACUGUCGUCAACCCAGGACGAGCCAUGCUCAACAUCCGGGACGCCCGCUUCCCAUCACGUCAUCUCGUUGUUCCUUUGAUCGAUAACACUGAGUGGCGACUGAGUGAUAUCUCAGUCGAUCCAUUAGAAGAGAACGCCGUGCAGGCGUUUGACUAUACUGCAUUUUUAGAAGCUGUCGAGGAGAGAUGGGGAGCUGACUGGGCUGAGUGGGUGGAAGAGGGUGCUUUCAUGACCCGUUGGCAUGUGCAAGAUAAUAGCAAGAAGUGGAGGUAUGAGCGGAAUCCAAAGGUGGCAGAGCGAAAGGGCCAAUAG